UUAACUUGUUAUUCCUUUGUAAAAGCCCUGAUGGCUCUCCUGAUGGAGCACCAGUUCAGGCAGCUCCCGGCUGACAGGCAGGUGGAGACGCGACCUUUCCUGGAGGCGGUUUCCUACCUGCCGCCCUUCUUCGAUUGUCUGGGCUCGACGGUUUUUGCCCCCAUCAAAGCCGACCUCGCGGGCAACAUCACGAAAAUCAAGGCGGUGUACGACAGCAACCCGAGUCGGUUCAAGACGCUGCAGCAGAUCCUGGAGGUGGAGAAGGAGAUGCAUGGCUCCGAGUGGCCGCGGGUGGGAGCUACGCUCGCCCUCAUGUGGCUCAAGAGAGGGCUGCGCUUCAUCCAGGUUCUUCUGCAGAGUUUGUUGGACGGAGAGAAGGACGAGAACAACCCCAACCUGAUGAGGGUGAACAUCACCAAAGCUUACGAGAUCUCCCUGAAAAAGUACCACAGCUGGCUGGUACAGAAGCUCUUCAAAGCGGCGCUGUACGCGGCUCCGUACAGGUCAGACUUCCUGAAGGCGCUCUCCAAGGGGCGUGAGGUGAGGGAGGAGGACUGUCUGGACAAAGUGCGGCAGUUUCUGAUCAACUUCACACCCACCAUCGACGUCAUCUACGAGAUUUACUCCAAGAUGAACGCCGAGCUGGACUAUAAAGCCUGAGGCGCCGGCGCGCGUUCCUAUUGGCCGUCAUCAGACUGUUGUGUUUUAUUGGGACCAGGACUGAAUGUUUGUGUUGCUUCUUUUCUGCUUGGAUCUUUCAGCGUGGGUGUGUGGACCAACCAGGAUCCAGAGCGCUGUAUCAAACCUUCAUCUGAGGUUCUUCAUCACUUCUGCUGAAUCAUGUCAAACGUGUCAGACGUCCUUUUGGUCCAGCAGGUGGUGUUUGUCCCUCACAGCUCUAGACUCAUAGGUUUGAUCCUCACCUCUGGUUACUUCAGCUGUGGAGGUAGUGGACUAGUGAUCAGAAGGUCAUUGGUUUGAGCACCAUCACCAAGUUGACACUGUUGAGCCUUGGAAUAAGGUCCAUGACCCCUAGUAGCUUGCUUGUUAUAAAUUUAUGGCAGUGGACUAGUAAUUGGAAAGUCAAUGAUUCAAGAUGAUCCAAGUCCCACUCCAGUCUGGAUGCCAUUGUUGGGCCCUUGAGCAAGGCCCUUAAUUCUAAAUUGUUUGAAGCACUUUCAAUAAAAAAGCUCACAGUCAUGUGUCCACAUACCACAUGGGCCAUAAGACAUAUUCUGUUUGUGUUGCACGGCUGGUUGGGUUAUUAAGUUUAGGUUAAUAAUUGACAUUCUGUGGAAACUAAUUAAAGGUUAAUUUCCUUUCUUAAUAAAUGAGCCUCUAUUCAAGCGUAACUGUGCUAUAGUAACAGACUGAUAUUGUAAGAAAGUCAGAAACAUCCAGGCUGGUUAUGUGAAGAUAAUAUAUAACAUGUGUGAUGGUUUAAAUUAUAUUUUACAUUCGAAUGUGAUGAUUUAUGUGAGGUGGGAAAGAAUAAAAGUGUUAUUUCAUUUAUUUUGAUGUAAUUAUUAAUAUUAUUGAUGUAAGUGCAUCAUCAGACAUUAAA
Messenger RNA from Trichomycterus rosablanca, 1564 nucleotides. It is a transcript of the gene gltpa, whose product is annotated as glycolipid transfer protein a. Gene Ontology annotation, biological process: ER to Golgi ceramide transport; intermembrane lipid transfer. Gene Ontology annotation, cellular component: cytoplasm. The record is from RefSeq and is a predicted model, not a curated record. Gene Ontology annotation, molecular function: lipid transfer activity. The transcript has 5 exons. NCBI's taxonomy places the organism in Eukaryota, Metazoa, Chordata, Actinopteri, Siluriformes, Trichomycteridae. Bases 31 to 660 code for a protein of 209 amino acids.